Molecule: messenger RNA, 2215 nt
Organism: Helobdella robusta
Lineage: Eukaryota; Metazoa; Annelida; Clitellata; Rhynchobdellida; Glossiphoniidae
Exons: 11
Coding region: 6-1832 (608 amino acids)
Source: RefSeq, a predicted model, not a curated record
AGACCAUGUACUCAGUUGCCAUGACCUUCACCGUGCUUGUUCUGCUUAUCAAACAUUUUAACAAAGACUCGAUGAACACUCUGACAAACUUCGUGCAGUACACGCAAACAGCUUCCAACAGCCAAAAGUUGGACAUAGAAGCCAUCCACACGUACGCACGCAACGAAAUCAUGCGACAACACCAAAUUGCCAACCAGACGAGGCACGACUGCGAACUGAAACUUAACGAUCUUCAGGAACAAUUGGAAAAUGCCAAGCAGGCAAUGAGCGUACACAGAUACGAUGCAGAGGAGGUCGCGAACGUGGCGAGGGAGUACACAAAAGUUUUGGUGCGAAACCUCACGAACAACAUCAACAAAUUCAAGCAGGAGUUCACGGCUUACGCGAACAGAGCGCUGGAGAAACUGAAGAGAAGCAUCGUGCAGACGUCAAACGCCAUUGAGAGCAGCAAGUGGAUGGAUGGACCAAAAAUCAUUUAUGAAGAAGUUAAAAGGAAGAGAUCCAAAGUGGGCAAGUCAACGAAACCAUUUCUGGAGUGGGCGGGCAUCAAGCAAGAGGUCGACAGGCUGGUUGCAGACCUUUCUCUCAAAGAUUUUCCAAUGCCGAACCUAACUGAAUUUUUAAACACCGACAUCCCAAAAUCAUGGAACCAGCCUAUGAAGAUACCACGAGCCAGCGACGUGAUACUUCCACGCAAUCAGUGGUACUACCACUACGACAAGAAACCACCGCAGCCGACAGCUGACGAUGAGAAUGAGAAUGCAGAUGACGACAAGAAAGUUCCUCAAAUGAUGAGCUUCACAACGUUCAUCAUCAUUCUCAUGGUUAUCGACGCAGUCUGGUUCAUCCAUAGAAUUGCGCGCACGUACUUUGGCGCUCAGAUGAUGUUGCAUGGUUGUCCCAUCUUUAUAUCUUGCAGGCUCUAUCAUCCUGAUUAUCAGCAGGAAGGUCCUACUGAAGAAACACAACAACAACAACAGCAACCACAGCAGCAGCUGCAACCACAACAGCAACAACCACCACCACCACCACCACCACAAGCAUCUGGCACUCAACAAAUUCCUCCACCACCUCCAACGACACCUCCAACUGCUACGAAACCGUCGAAGUUGAGAUCCUGCCUCAGCACGUUAAGAGACAUCAACUUCAAGAUAAUGAAAACUGAGUUCAUUCCGAAAAUGGUGUCGACAGUUGCAGUUGGUUGUGCACUGUACAUCGGCCUGUCUGCAGCCGACAAGUUGCUCUCCGUCAAGAGUCUCGUUUCCAUUGGAUACUUCGAUGCGCUGGUGGCCCCACUUGAGACCAACUACAGACUGGCAGGGACUCGCGUCAAGACCAACGCGUAUCGCAUCAACAAGUUGGAGUUUCCAUUUUUUGAAGAGCUCGUCAACAUCCGAUACAAAAGAUACCAGUUGCUGCUGGAGAUGUACGCAGAGGUGCUGCGGAACAGUGCCAUGCUGAAAGAUUCCGAGUACUGCAUGUGGAAGAAGUUGUUGGACGCGGACGUCAAGUGCAACUGCACAGACAUCCACGUUGAGAAACUGCAUUUUGAUGGCUGCCAUUUACCUCAUAUCGUUCCGGUUGCUUAUCACAAGAAAGACUUUUCCGAGCACAAGGAGCAGCUGAGCCGAGCCAUCCUGCCCUACAUCGAUGCCUCGCGCGACAUUGUCAUGGACACUGGACAUCUGGUGGCUCUCUUCGUCGCCAUUCUUGCCCUCGUGGACGCUCUCAGCAAUGUCAUCUGGAUCUAUUUCAAAAGAUUCAACCUGCUGAGAUUGAAGCCUUUGUUUGAGAUUGAACACAUCCCAAUGAGCGGAGAACAGAGAACUUAAUGAGGGCUUCAUAAGCGAACCAUCGCACGGCAUGAAAUGUGCUAUUUACGUGCACGAUGUGAUUAUGUAAAUAUUUUACAAUCCUAAUCAAAUGCUGACAUAACAAUGCAGUCAGUGCAUAACAAUCAUGAAACUAAACUAUCAAGUUAGGGUUUCAGUAAGUAAGUAGGUAGGAGCACAAACUUACCUGACCAAUUACCUCUACGAUCAAUGAACAAUUAAAAUAUGUUUCAUCCAUUUUAUAUCUACCAGUUCAUUUCAGUGUUUGUAUUUUGAAUUUCAUAUUGUUUCGUGUUUUUUUUUUGAAUGACGUGAAUCUACAUAGUUUUAAAAACCAGUAACAUCAUUAGUUUGUACCACAUACUUUUCUUCAAUUUUUCUCA